Molecule: messenger RNA, 573 nt
Organism: Triticum aestivum (bread wheat)
Lineage: Eukaryota; Viridiplantae; Streptophyta; Magnoliopsida; Poales; Poaceae
Exons: 3
Coding region: 1-573 (190 amino acids)
Source: RefSeq, a predicted model, not a curated record
AUGUGGUGGGCCAUUAGUGCCGGAACUAGCGACGGCGGCAAACAGCAUCGCAACGGUGGGAGCCAGGGAAAGACGGCAUGUGGGUCGGCCCACCAACUGCAUUUAUUCCGCCAGAGGCAGGCGCGGGAUGUUUCAAUCGAUCCCCAAGUCGAAAUCAAGAUAGCUCGGCAGGGGCAGAACGCCGGCGAGCGUUUCUGCAAGUACCGGAAUCACAAUCCAUCAGCUGGUGGAUGCGACUUCUAUGUGGCAGCAAGCCUACGCCGACUACCUCGCCUCUCUUGGCCCAGCUACGUCCAGGAGCAAGUCGGCCAAGCGGUGGGAGCUCAAGGUCUGCAGCCGCCGCACGCAUCGGAUGGGCAGCAGAACGUCGUGCCCGAGGGUUCCCAGGUCGCAUCUUCCGUCAGCGCCGCCGCAGGGGACAUGGUCGCUGCGCCCCCAAUUACAGGGCGCCAGGGAACCAUUGCUGUCGACGCUUCGUCCAUAAAUCUGGUGGCAUCCGUCGCUAAUCUCGUGAUUGGCGUGGCCAAUCUUAUACUGCUUGUGGCCGCGAUUAUGAUGCGCGUGCUGAAUUAG